Molecule: messenger RNA, 1073 nt
Organism: Cutaneotrichosporon oleaginosum
Lineage: Eukaryota; Fungi; Basidiomycota; Tremellomycetes; Trichosporonales; Trichosporonaceae
Source: RefSeq, a predicted model, not a curated record
CUCCCGCAUCGCACUAUUCCUCUAUCCCGUUCACUCUGUCAGCCUUUACCUGCCAUGACGGACGAGUCUCCAGAACAGCGCGAACGCAAGCGCGACAUUGCCGCGCGUUGGAUCCAGACCGGUCUGACUGAGGGAGAGAAGCGCCUCAAGGCUGCAGCAGGUCUCGGCGCGUCACCAAACGUCGUCCCCGUGUCCACGCCGGUUCUCGACGCGCAUCCGCGCCCUGUAUUUGUUGGAUGGCACCCCGUCGGCGGCUUUGCGGGCAAGUGGUUCGCGGAGCAGACGGGCCUCGGCAAGCUCAUUACGGAGAGCAUCAACUCGUACCCCGACCCCACGCAGCACUGGGGCGUGUUAGUCGGCGAGUAUGUGCAUCAGCUGUGGAUGGACGAGAACUUUGAUGUAAUCUACACCAACGCGCGCGUCAACCCUGACGAGUGGCAACUCUUCCCGGUGGGAGAUACGCGCUUCAACGAUGACGCGAUCAGGCGAACAGGCGAGGCCGUCAUCGCGCAGAUCCGUGAAAAGCAGGCCGCAUACAACCUCAUCACGAACAACUGUCAGACCUACGCGCUCCGCCUGCUGGACGCCAUCAGCGAGGGGGCCUCGCACUUCCCCACCACGCUCCACGUGUACCAGACGCUCAUCGGGCCGGGCAAGGUGGCGGACCUGUUCCGGCCGCUGGCGGAGGGCGAGGGCGCAGGCGAUAUUGUGAGCACCGCCAACGCGGCGAUGCAGCAGCACACGCACCAAGUCGACACACAUGGACCGGCGUUUGACCCCUCAAACCCGAAGCCGCUAGAGGGACAUCCGCCGGGCAUGCCGCAGGGCAUGGCGGAGGCGCAAGUGGCACACGAGAUGCGCGGUGAGCCCGCGGAAGUGGAGGAGGACGCGACCGGAGAGGAGGCUGACGGCGAUGGGGGAGAACCGAAGAAGAAGGGGUUGCUGGCGCGCAUCUUCCGCAAGAACAAGAAGCAGGCAGCAGGCGAAAGCCAGACCUGAUGCUUGUGGUUUUCUUGUUGCCGUCUUGGCCAGUAUAAUGCAUGAUCGUUGGCCUGUAGCAAACGGAGAUGGAG